AUGCAUCUAGAUCGAAGGCAAACUCCACAGCCCCAAAUGAAAAACGUCCCAUAUCCUAUCCCUCAACAUCCGCAAACCCACUCCACUUUGGCACCCAACCCUCCCCAAUCCACCGCCAACGUGUCGCGGCACGCAGCCGUACCGGAUCAGCGCUUGCCGCCUCCCACGCCAACAUUCCCGCAACCCGGCGAAGAUGUGAUAGCAGAACUGCCUCCGCCACCCUCAGCGCAGCCCACGGCUUCCAGCUUCAGCCAACAGAUUGCUAACUAUUUCCUGCGCAUCCGUCGGCGUACGGCGCAGGUGGUUCUCCACCAUCAUCAUCAUCACAAUCACAAUCAUCAGAUCGAUCCCGAUCCUCAGCUUUCCCCAGAGGAAGUUCCAUCCGCCACAUCCACGAUGGCCGCGACGGAUGGUCAAAUAAUACUGGCGGCAUCCCGCUUCGGCGAUGCCCAGCCAGUGUACCUGAAAGAUUUCGCCCGGAGCGAUCUACCGGCAGUGGGCAAGAUCGUCAAAGGCCAGUACUAUAAUCUAGGAGUUCCGACUCUUUCGAACCCUUCACUUCAGAGUACGGCCCUGUAUCUGAACGCGGGGAAAAUGUACCAGAUCCUGGCACAACCCAUCAAGCUCAAGGAAGGCCGCAAGGCGACCAACGUCGGGCCAAAGGUUCUGAUCCCAGAAACCUACCCAGGCGUCCUUAAGGUGUUCCGUUGUCGAUCGAACUGUGGAAUUCCCGUUGAUCCCCCCUGUGAAGUGACGAAUUUCCCGAAUCAUAUCCGUUGGACCGACUUAUUAAACCCGACUCGUGUUGGUUCCCGUUGGAAGUCCGAUAAUCUCCCCGCCAAGCAAUCCGAGUGA
Molecule: messenger RNA, 855 nt
Organism: Uranotaenia lowii
Lineage: Eukaryota; Metazoa; Arthropoda; Insecta; Diptera; Culicidae
Exons: 3
Coding region: 1-855 (284 amino acids)
Source: RefSeq, a predicted model, not a curated record